AUGUCCUGGGGGGACUGCGUAGACCCGGCCCCCUCGCUGCCCUCCGUUGUGUCACAAGAACAACUAGCCCGCAGUGAGCGCCCACCCCUCCCUCCCGGGGGCAGGCUGCAGCGUGAUGGGCCAUCACCCCCUUUCCCUUCUCUCUGUCCUGCAGCUCCCUGGCAUCACAUAGAGAACCUGGACCUCUUCUUCUCUCGCGUCUAUAACCUGCAUCAGAAGAACGGCUUCACCUGCAUGCUGAUUGGCGAGAUCUUUGAGCUCAUGCAGUUCAUUUUCGUGGUGGCCUUCACCACCUUCCUUGUCAGCUGCGUCGACUACGACAUCCUGUUUGCCAACAAGAUGGUGAAUCACAGCCAGCACUCCAGCGAGCCCGUCAAGGUGACGCUGCCAGACGCCUUCCUGGUGUCGUCUCUUCUCCCUCGCAGAAUCCAGCAGAACGGCUUCCUCAUCUCCAUCCUGGUCAUAGCCAGCGUGUUCUGGGUCCAUCGACUCAUCAAAUUUAUCUACAACAUCUGCUGCUACUGGGAGAUUCAUUCCUUCUACAUCAACGCCCUCAAGAUCCCCAUGUCCAACCUGCCCUACUACAGCUGGCAGGAGGUGCAGGCUCGCAUCGUGCAGAUCCAGAAGGAGCAUCAGAUCUGCAUCCACAAGAAGGAGCUGACGGAGCUGGACAUCUACCACCGCAUCCUGCGCUUCAAGAACUACAUGGUGGCCAUGGUGAACAAGUCGCUGCUGCCCAUCCGCUUCCGCCUGCCCGGCCUGGGCGACACCGUCUUCUACACCCGCGGCCUCAAGUACAACUUCGAGCUCAUCUUCUUCUGGGGGCCCGGCUCGCUCUUCGAGAACGAGUGGAGCCUCAAGGCCGAGUACAAGCGCGGCGGCAACCGCCUGGAGCUGGCCGACAAGCUGAGCGCCCGCAUCCUCUGGAUCGGCGUGGCCAACUUCCUGCUCUGCCCGCUCAUCCUCAUCUGGCAGAUCCUCUACGCCUUCUUCAGCUACACCGAGAUCCUCAAGCGGGAGCCGGGCAGCCUGGGCGCCCGCUGCUGGUCGCUCUCCGGCCGCUGCUACCUGCGCCACUUCAACGAGCUGGACCACGAGCUGCACUCGCGCCUCAGCAAGGGCUACAAGCCGGCCUCCAAGUACAUGAACUGCUUCAUCUCCCCCCUGCUCACCAUCGUGGCCAAGAACGUGGCCUUCUUCGCCGGCUCCAUCCUGGCCGU
Messenger RNA from Pelodiscus sinensis (Chinese soft-shelled turtle), 1220 nucleotides. The record is from RefSeq and is a predicted model, not a curated record. Lineage: Eukaryota; Metazoa; Chordata; Testudines; Trionychidae.